Molecule: messenger RNA, 6960 nt
Organism: Prunus dulcis (almond)
Lineage: Eukaryota; Viridiplantae; Streptophyta; Magnoliopsida; Rosales; Rosaceae
Exons: 20
Coding region: 587-6637 (2016 amino acids)
Cellular component (GO): nucleus
Molecular function (GO): protein binding; DNA binding
Source: RefSeq, a predicted model, not a curated record
AAAAGUACUCUCUCUCUCUCUCCACUGAAACCGCAUUUUAUUUUAUGCACAGUCGUUUCCUAACCUUUUCCUAAUUUUCAUGUGCUGCUUUGUUUUGCCUCGGGUACCUAUAUUCUCUCUGCUUCCUCCGGCGAUCUCAGCAGGCAUCUCCAGAGCUACUGGUAGAAUUCACCAGCUCGGCUUUACCGGCAAGUUUUCUCUGUUUGCUUUCCGUUUCAGCAGAAAUUUAUGUUCUUGAGGCUGUUUCGUUCUGAAGUUGGAAACUUUGCUUGUGAUGGAAUUGAGGGCUGUGAGUAUGGUGAUGUUGUUGAGGAUGUUGAGGGCCUAAGUGGGUAAUUGGUGGGUUUUGGCCAAGUGGGCAGCUUGUUUUAGCUCCAUGGAUAUGUUGUGUACUGUUUUUGGAUUUUUAGGGACCCUAGAGAGAAUAGUUCCCAGAAUUUAUGGGGUUGUAAUGUCAAGUUAUUGAUUUUCUAGGUGAAAUCUAGAAAUUCAUAGCUGGGUUCAUUUGGUUCUUGUUGAAUUGGGUAUUUAUUUCUGGUGGAGUUUGACUGUACUAGUCAUUAUAGUAUUUCUGGAAUUUUGAUUUAUGGAGGCUUUUGGAGGCAGUGCUCGUAAUUUCUAUGGUCCGAUGGUGUCGGAUUUGAAGGCAGUUGGGAAGAAGAGUUUGGAAUGGGAUUUGAAUGAUUGUAAAUGGGACGGUGAUCUUUUUACUGCUAGUCCCUUGAAUUCUAUACCAUCUGAUUUUAGAAGUAGGCAGUUGUUCCCGGUCCAACCGGAAACUCCCUCCAAUGCUGGUUUGUCCAACAGUUCUUCUUCUGGUUCAGAUGAUAUCAGUCCAGGAAAUGAGAAAGGUAAAAGAGAAUUGGAGAAACGAAGAAGGGCUACUUUUGUAGAAAAUGAAGAGUUAAAUAAUGAAGCUGGGUCACUUAAUCUUAAGCUUGGCGAGCAAGCUUACCCUAUCAUGGAAGGAGAGGUACAAACUGGGAAGAAGACAAAGAUAGUUGGGACUACUUUAAACCGAGCAGUUUGUCAGGUGGAAGACUGUAAGGCUGAUCUUAGCCAUGCCAAGGAUUACCACCGACGACAUAAGGUCUGUGAUAUGCAUUCUAAGGCAACUAAAGCACGGGUGGGAAAUGUUUUGCAGCGGUUCUGUCAACAGUGUAGCAGGUUUCAUGUUCUUCAAGAGUUUGAUGAAGGAAAGAGAAGUUGUCGUAGGCGUUUGGCUGGCCAUAAUAGGAGGAGAAGAAAAACACAUCCUGAUCCGGUAGUUAAUGGAGGCUCCUUGAAUGAUGAAAGAGGAAGCAGUUAUCUAUUGAUUAGUUUGCUGAGAAUACUCUCCAACAUGCACUCUAAUAGUUCUGAUCAAACGAAGGAUCAGGAUCUGCUAUCUCAUCUUUUGAGGAGUAUAGCCAAUCUUGCUGGCACAGUUGAUGGAAGGAGCAUAUCUGCAUUGCUGCCAGGAUCUCAAGGUUUACUUAAUAGUGGGCCAUCAGUCCAGACUGCACAAAAGGUCCCAGAUACGGUUUCCAAUGGCUGUGAACCCAGUAGGCCUUCUGUUUCGGCCUCUAAGAGGGAUGACUGUGUUAAUCUUGAGGAUCCUUUAAGGCCCAUUCGACAGUGUCCUACAGUACCUGCGUCAGAUCUGCUACAAAAGAGAAUAUCUUCAGUUGAUGCUGAUCAUAGAAGUCUACAAGUGGUUUCAGGUCUACAUGCCGCCAAGCCACUUCCCUCAAGAGACAGUGUUCCAUCCAAGUCAGUUGCACCAGAUGCUACAAUGGGGAGGAUGCAGUUAAAUGGCAUUGAUUUAAAUAAUACAUACGACGAUUCCCAGGACUAUUUAGAGAACCUGGGGAGUUCUCAUUCCCCUGUAAAUCCGGGGACAGUGUCUCUUGGUUUUCCCUUAUGGAUGCAGCAGGAGUCGCAAAAGUCUAGCCCACCCCAGACAAGUGGAACUUCAGACUCAACUUCUACUCAGUCACCAUCAACUUCUAGUGGAGAGGGUCAGAGUCGCACGGAUCGAAUUGUUUUUAAACUCUUUGGAAAAGACCCAAAUGAUCUUCCAUUUGUUCUGCGAUCACAGAUCCUCGACUGGUUGUCCCACAGUCCUUCAGACAUUGAAAGCUACAUAAGGCCAGGCUGUAUCAUUUUGACAAUUUACCUCCGUCUAGAAAAAUCCACGUGGGAGGAGCUCUGCUGUCAUCUGGGAUCCAAUUUGAAACGACUUUUACAUGCUGCCAAUGAUCCUUUUUGGACAACAGGAUGGGUGUAUACGAGGGUACAACAAAAUGUAGCUUUUACAUACAAUGGUCAGGUUGUCCUAGACACAACCUUACCUCUGAAAAGCCACAAAAAUUGCAGGAUAUCAUACAUCAAACCAAUUGCAGUCCCUUUAUCUGAGAGAGCUCAAUUUGUAGUAAAAGGCUUUAAUCUUUCUCGUUCCACCACAAGGUUGCUCUGUGCUCUAGAAGGGAAGUAUCUAGCCCAAGAAACUUGUUAUGACUUGAUGGAUAGUGCUGAUACAACCGUUGAGCAUCAUGAGCAACAGCGCCUCAGAUUCUCCUGCUCUAUACCAAAUGUUACUGGCCGAGGAUUCAUUGAGGUUGAAGAUCAUGGUCUCAGCAGCAGCUUCUUUCCAUUUAUAGUUGCAGAGCAGGAAGUAUGUUCAGAGAUUUGUAUGUUGGAGGGUGCGAUUGAGGUGGCUGAAACUGCUGAUGACGUCCAGAGAGAACCAGAAAAAUUGGAAGCCAAGAACCUAGCUAUGGACUUUAUACAUGAAUUGGGUUGGCUUCUUCAUAGAAGUCACACUAAGUUUAGACUUGGUCACAUGGAUCCCAACUUAGAUCUUUUUCCUUUUAGACGGUUCAGGUUGCUUAUGGAGUUCUCCAUGGACCAUGAUUGGUGUGCUGUAGUGAAGAAACUCUUGGGCAUUCUGUUUGAGGGUACUGUUGACGCUGGAGAACAUCCUUCCAUUGAGCUUGCAUUAUUGGAUAUGAGCCUCCUCCACAGAGCUGUGCGAAGAAAGUGCAGGUCUAUGGUGGAACUCUUGUUAAGGUUUGUCCCAGAUACAGGUUUAGAUAAAACAGGGUCUGAGCAGGAGCAACAAGUUGACAGGGAUGGAAACAAUUUCUUAUUUAAACCCGAUGCAGUUGGGCCCAUGGGGUUGACUCCUCUUCAUGUUGCAGCCAGUACUGAUGGCUGUGAGAUCAUAUUGGACGCCUUAACUGAUGAUCCUGGAAAGGUGGGAAUUGAAGCAUGGAAAUAUGCUAGAGACGGUACAGGAUUGACACCAAAUGAUUAUGCAUGCCUGCGAGGCCGCUACUCCUAUCUCCAUAUUGUCCAGAGGAAAAUCAGCAAGAAAUUAGAAAGCGGGCAGGUGGUGCUUGAUAUCCCUGGCACUAUCUUAGACAGCAACAGCAAGCAGAAGCAAUCAGAUGGACAUAAAUCCUCAAAAGUAGCCAGCUUGGAGACUGAAAAGAUUGAAAUAAAAGCAAUGCAGGGACAUUGUAAGUUAUGUGAAAUGAAACUGGCUUAUGGCAACACAAGGUCAUUGGUGUACAGGCCGGCAAUGCUGUCAAUGGUAGCCAUCGCUGCCGUCUGUGUUUGUGUAGCCUUGCUCUUUAAAAGCUCGCCUGAAGCUGAAUUUGGAGGCAAGGCUCAUAGUUACUAUGGUAUGAAGGCAGUUGGAAAAAAGAGUUUCGAAUGGGAUUUGAAUGAUUGGAAAUGGGACGGUGAUCUUUUUACUGCUAGUCCCUUGAAUUCUGUACCAUCUGCUUGUAGGAGUAAGCAGUUGUUUCCGGUUAGGCCAGAAACUCCCUCCAAUGCUGGUUUGUCCAACAGUUCUUCUUCUGGAUCAGACAAUAUCAGUCCGGGGAAUGAGAAAGGUAAAAGAGAACUGGAGAAACGGAGAAGGGCUGUUUUUGUGGAAAACGAAGUUCGUGAUGAAGCUGGGUCUCUUAAUCUUAAUCUUGGUGGGCAAGCUUACCCCAUUAUGGAAGGAGAGGUACAGACUGGGAAGAAGACAAAGAUAGUUGGGACUACUUCAAAUCGUGCAGUUUGUCAGGUGGAGGACUGUAAGGCUGAUCUUAGCAAUGCCAAGGAUUACCACCGACGGCAUAAGGUCUGUGAUAUGCAUUCUAAAGCAAGUACAGCACUGGUGGGAAAUGCUAUGCAGCGGUUCUGUCAACAGUGUAGCAGGUUUCAUGUUCUUCAAGAGUUUGAUGAAGGGAAGAGAAGUUGUCGCAGGCGUUUGGCUGGCCAUAAUAGGAGGAGAAGAAAAACACAUCCUGAUACUACAGCUAAUGGAGGUUCAUUAAAUGAUGAAAGAGGAAGCAGUUAUCUAUUGAUUAGCUUGCUGAGAAUACUCUCCAAUAUGCAGUCUAGCAGUUCUGAUCAAACAAAAGAUCAGGAUCUGCUAUCUCAUCUACUGAGGAGCCUAGCCAAUCUUGCUGGUACGGCAGAUGGAAGAAACAUAUCUACAUUGCUGCAGGGAUCUCAAGGUUUAUUUAACAGUGGGACAUCUGUCCAGAUCACAAAGGUGCCAGAUGUGGAUGAUGGUGUUAAUCUUGAGGAUUUAAGGCCCGUAGGACAGUGUUCAGUAGUACCUGCAUCAGAUAUGUUAGAGAGGAGAAUAUCUUCAGUUGAUGAUCCUGGAAGUCUGCAAGUUCUUUCAGGUCUACAGGCCACUGAGCCACUACCCUCAAGAGACAGUUCUGAAUCAAAAUCAGUUACACCGGAAGCUACAAGUAGAAGGUUCCAGUUAAAUGGCAUUGAUUUAAAUAAUUCAUAUGAUGAUUCACAGGACUAUUUAGAGAACCUAGGGAAUUCUCAUGUUCCUGCAAGUCCAGGGACUGCAUCUCUUGGUUUUUCUUCAUGGAUGCAGCGCGAUUCCCACAAGUCAAGCCCACCUCAGACAAGUGGGAAUUCAGACUUAACUUCUACUCAGUCACCAUCAAGUUCCAGUGGAGAGGCUCAGAGUCGCACAGAUCGAAUUGUUUUUAAACUCUUCGGAAAAGACCCAAAUGAUCUUCCAUUCAUUCUGCGAUCACAGAUCCUCGACUGGUUAUCCCACAGCCCUACAGACAUUGAAAGCUACAUAAGGCCGGGCUGUAUCAUCUUGACAAUUUACCUUCGUCUAGAAAAAUCCACGUGGGAGGAGCUCUGUUGUCAUCUGGGUUCCAGUUUGAAAACACUUCUAGAUGCUGCCGAUGAUCCAUUUUGGAGAACAGGAUGGGUGUAUACUAGGGUGCAACACUUUGUAACAUUUACGUACAAUGGUCAAGUUGUCUUAGACACACCCUUACCUCUUAAAAGCGAUAAGAGUUGCAGGAUAUCAUACAUCAAACCAAUUGCAGUCUCUGUAUCUGAGAGGGCUCAGUUUGUAGUAAAAGGCUUUAACCUUUCUCAAUCCGCCACAAGGUUACUCUGUGCUCUAGAAGGGAAGUAUCUGGUGCAAGAAACUUGUUAUGACAUGAUGGAUGGUGUACAUACAACUGUUGAGCAUGAUGAGCUGCAGUGCCUCAAAUUCUCCUGCUCUAUACCAGAUGUUACUGGGCGAGGAUUCAUUGAGGUCGAAGAUCAUGGUCUCAGCAGCAGCUUCUUUCCCUUUAUAGUUGCAGAGCAGGAAGUAUGUUCAGAAAUUUGUAUGCUGGAGGGUGAGAUUGAGGUGGCUGAAAGUGCUGAUGCUGAAAAAUUGGAAGCCAAGAAUCAAGCCUUGGACUUUAUACAUGAAUUGGGUUGGCUCCUCCAUAGGAGUCGAGCAAAGUUUAGACUUGGUCACUCGGAUCCAAACCUGGAUCUAUUUCCUUUUAGCAGGUUCAGGUUGCUUAUGGAGUUUUCGAUUGAGCAUGAUUGGUGUGUUGUAGUGAAGAAACUCUUGGGCAUUCUGUUCGAGGGUACUGUUGAUGCUGGAGAACAUACUUCCAUUGAGUUUGCGUUAUUGGAUAUGAGCCUCCUCCACAGAGCUGUGCGAAGAAAUUGCAGACCUAUGGUAGAGUUCUUGUUAAAAUUUAUCCCAAAUCAAGGUUUAACAGGAUUGGAGCAGAAGCAACAAGUUGACAGGGAUGGCAACAGUUUCUUGUUUAAACCUGAUGCAGUUGGGCCCAUGGGGUUGACUCCUCUUCAUGUUGCUGCCAGUGCUGAUGGCUUUGAGCACGUAUUGGAUGCCUUAACUGAUGAUCCUGGAAAGGUGGGAAUUGAAGCAUGGAAAAAUGCUCGAGACGGUACAGGAUUGACACCAUAUGAUUAUGCAUGCCUCCAAAGCCGCUACUCCUAUGUCCAUCUUGUCCAGAGGAAAAUCAGCAAGAUAUUAGAAAGCGGGCAUGUGGUGCUUGAUAUCCCUGGUGUUAUCUUAGACAGAAACGGCAAGCAGAAGCAAUCUGAAGCGUAUAAACCAUCAAGAGUAGCCAGCUUGGAAACUGAAAAGAUUGAAAUGAAAGCGAUACUGCGACAUUGUAAGUUAUGCUCACAGAAACCAGCUUCUGGCAACACAAGGUCACUAGUGUACAGGCCGGCAAUGCUGUCAAUGGUGGCCGUUGCUGCUGUCUGCGUUUGUGUAGCCUUGCUCUUUAAAAGCACACCGGAAGUUCUUUUCGUGUUCCAGCCCUUCAGGUGGGAACUGUUGAAGUUUGGCUCAAGCUGAGGUAGACUUGCGUGUGUUUAUUCUUAGUGACUCUGGUUAUAGGCCGUUUCUUUUGAAGUACAUAGGAGUAUUGACCGAUGAAAUAGACCUGAAAUUAGCCUUUUCUGAUGUAUAUCUGAGCUUCCGCAAUAAACAUGGGCUUUUGGUGAUUGCCCACCAGGUUUUAUUGUUAAGACAACCAACUUUUGCUUCCCCUAUCAUUGUAUGUGAACAACAAUACCGUUACAAACUGGUUAGCACAUAAUUUAUUUGUUUUGUUUUGUUUCUUCAAAAUAAAGCAUUCAGGUGAUUUCCCUUGGGACGGUAUCCCAUUAUUGGUGCAA